Messenger RNA from Bactrocera oleae (olive fruit fly), 3568 nucleotides. The record is from RefSeq and is a predicted model, not a curated record. Lineage: Eukaryota; Metazoa; Arthropoda; Insecta; Diptera; Tephritidae.
AACAAAACAUUUUCACAUAUUUUAAUACAAAUAUUUAUUUUCGCAUUCGAAAUAGCCACCAAUUUUCCAUACACUUGUUAGACGAAUCUCGGCUGCGACGGCUUCAGUGCCUUCAGCAAAUUUUGUUGUUUUCGGUUUCAGCUCAUUUUUGGAGCGGCAUUCACCUGAUUGUUGGAGAAUUUCUACGCCAUAUUCAUAAAUCCAUGUCUCGUUACCAGUAAUGAUGCGUUUGAUAAAAGUAGGGUCGCCAGCUAGGUUGUCAAGCAUUUUUUUGCGAACUCUAAUCGACGUCGUUUUUCGAAAAAAUGCAGGUCUUUUCGUAGAGUCUAUCACUGACACGCUUCAUUCCGAAAACAUUUACAAAAAUGUGUUGAGUCUGAUAUCUCUCUGUUGUCAACACGACUAAUUUCAAGAACAAUUUCUUUAACUUUAUCGAUCGUCGUAAACAAACAGCCGCCAAGCGCACACUAAUUAACAUAUGAAGAUCAAACUUCACAACAACUUAAAAAACGGAUGUACCAAUGAAGGAAAACUUUUUUUUAAUUUCAGUUUAAAUUGACAACUCCGGGUCAAAUUUCAUCAUAUGACAUUAUGGAUAGACUGUUGAACUAAUAAUAUUCAUCGGUUGUUUUUUCACAAAAUCUGUUGAAAUUUAUUGUAGUAAAUUAAAUUUGUUUUAUCUUAUUUUGACAACCGUUAGUUAAAAAAGUCCUAGCAUGUGACAUAGAGCGUUCUAAGAAUUGAUAAUUCAUGUGCUAUUUUCGACUUUUGUAUACAUUUCUGUAAUAUUAUUAAACCGGAAAAGUCCUAGGGCGUAACAUAUACUUUUCAACUUAUUUGCUUCUAAGGACGGUAUGAAUUCAGAAGGCUUAAGUAUGUUAUGCUAGCUGUUCGAAUUUUAUAUACUUGUCAUUAGGUUUAUUAAACCGGAAGAGUCAUAGCAUAUGACAUUUAACUUUCGACUCAUUUGCUUCAAGAAAUGAUAACAGUUGAUAAGACAUAUCAUUAUGGCCGCUUGGGAAGAUAGGGAAAGUUCAAAAGUUCAGUGAGAGACAAUAAUGUCAGUGAACAAACGCUGAAAAGUUCAUCAUCGCAGCGUAAAAUUUAACGAACGAUAUGUAUUCGCAGAUUAAAAAAAUAAAUUUUUAUUUUAAAAAUAAAUGCCGAAACUCACCGUAACUUGAAGACCGAAAAUAUCAGGAGGUUACCGUUAGUCACCCAAAAUGUUUACUAAAAUUAGCAAAUAAUAUAUUCAACAAAAUAGUUUGUCGCAGUAAUUUUACGAUUACUGGAGUCUAUAUGUCUUUGACAAUGUAAUGAGGUCAUACUUGAAGAUACAUCAUGUCUUAAAUUCUACAUGUAACUCUUUACAUUAAUCCCGAAUCACCAAAUUAUUUAUGCAAAAAUAUUUAUAAAUACUUAAUUAAACAAAUAUCAAAUCGCUUUUCCUUAAGUUUAUUGUUCUUCAAUUAAAUUUAUUUUAUUUUAUUAUUUAUUUUGUCUUUUCAUUUUGUAAGAACACGGAAAAAAUUUGCACCUUGAACAGUAACGUAAUUUCUCGUUUUGCAAAUUUAAAUUCAAAACAAUGCGCUUAAUUCCAACUGAACCAGAACCGGAUCGGCCAAGCAAAGUACGAACUUGGGAUUCCAGCGUAGAGCCGAAGCGCUGAUGCUUUUAAAUGAGUCAAGAUUGUCGGAUUACAUCUGAUCUACAUGCAAAAAGCAAUAGGUACACACACACAUACACUCUUCUAGGGGGCAAUGGAAAAGUUGGCGAAUUCAGUGUGUUUUUAUGGCAAACCGGCCAAGUUUCAAGCGAAACAUACAAAACACGAUCUACAACCUCAGCAGCCGCCGUAAAGAUAGAAACAAUAAUAAUAACACAAUAAACGUUGUAAAACAACAAGAACAUGUUAAUUACUUAAAGCUCUAAGCUGUGUGCAGUAGAAGCUUGAAGCUGCCGCGCCGAUUCCAGUUGAAGCGCGACCAGCAGCGCCGUUCACAUGUUUGUUGUUGACCAAUCGCCAGGAAAGUUUACAACAGCACAACCGCGGCUUUAAAUCAGUGCAACACCAGCGGCCACCGGCAACGGACUUGAAACUUGAACAGUUAUUCGAAUGAGUACAACGCGUACGAUUACAAACAAUAUUUGAGGAACAAAUAUUAUAUAAUAAAAUACUCAUUACAAGUGUUUAAAUAAAAUCGAUUGAAGUGUAAAAAGAGACGGCCACCAAAACGGAGAAUUGAGAACCCGACGUGUUCGACGCGCAGUGAAUGCAAAAUCAGUUGUUCAAUUGUUGUGCACAAUUAAGCGAAACCAUUGAAUUUAAAUAAAUAUAAUUCAAUUGCGCAAAAGAAUUCCUGCAUUUGCUUUUUGUAUUUGCUGUCAACGAAGCCAACAAAUUAAUUCAAUCCGUGCAUACACACUUGUCCCACCAACGAACAAACUCGCACAACAACAACACGAACGCACCGAAAUGUUACUGAAAUUCCUAUCUCUGGCAUAUGUGCUACACUUGGCAACCGCCGCACCGCAGCUUCUCACCUUUAAAGAUGGCAAAUUUGGCGUCAAUUUUGGUGGUUAUCACGCUGAGGCGGGUCUAGGUGGUCUACUUACUGGCAACGCAGCGCAUGGCGGCCUAAGCGCUUCGGCUGGUACACCGUUCGGACAAAGAGCUGGUGCUGGCUUAGGAGGCAGUGUAGAUGGUGAUGCCGCUGGCGUACUGUACGCCGGUGCUGAGGCCAAUCCACAGACCGGUGCUGGAGCCAUUCUUGGCGGAGAUACCAGCAGAGGUGGUUAUGCGGGUUCACAAGCUUUUUCCGGCGGUAGAACUGUGGCCAGUACGAAAAAUCACAUCUUUCCGGGAGCUUUCAGCAAUCAAGUUGACGCAGUGACUAGUGGCCCCAGUGACUUUAAGCCCGCUGGCAACUCUGCAGAGUAUGAUGGCAUUCAAAAGGUCCGACCACCGAAGAAGUAUCUCAUUAAACCGAGUUCAUACAGCAAUAACGCAAAUAAGAAUCCCAAUAAUUCUGACCGUAAGACCACUGUCAACCGUCAUGCCCCCAGCACCGACAUUCUUAAUCAUGCUGAUGAGAUUUCAACCGCUACAUCAGGCAACCAGAAUGAUGACAGCGAUGACGGCACCGCCGCUGCCUCCACUGCCAAAGAACAACAUAACUACGUCAUGAAAUCAAUUGCUGCACUUGUACCCGUUGUACAACACCCGGCAACAGCCCCAAGCGCCCGUGGCACCACAGAGAGCGAAGGGAAAGCCGAGAGCCCACAGCAACUCAGCGACGCUCCACAGCGAGCCGACGGUGCCGAACAUGCUGCAGCGCCACCCACCAUCGUAGUAAGCCGGCAACGCUUGCGCCAAAAGUCACGCACCCGACCCAAUAAACGUGAACGCCAUCUGCAGCGGCAACAGGAGCGCCUUCUGCAAACACAGCAGACGACGGAGGCUAGUGUUAGCGCGGUAGAUACGUCGCCUACAACAAAAACCAAAUACCAGCAAUCAGUUGUUGCUGUGCAGCAACACUCGCAGGUAUCAUAGCCGCUACGAGCGAGU